GGCUUUUUGUCGGCAACGACCUUUCACUUACUUUCUUGCUAAAGCACUUUCUUUCUAUGAAGUCUGGUAUGUCCGCCUAGUAGUAUCUUCGUUUACAACGAUUCCCCAAUCAAAAUCGCCAUUAACAUCAGACCCCACCAAGCUUCUUAAUCUCCGCUAUUAAACCCAUAAUAACAUAUUAAGCUAAAUAGCUCCAAGCCUCCAACAAAUCAUUAUUUCUCCAACAACCACGCAAACCAGACCAAUCCCUUGUCUCCUCUCGUUUCUCGCAAUUGAAUUUGUUGUCUCUGUAUUGAUCAUCAACCCAGUAAAAAUGUCGUUUUUUGUUGGUCUGGUUAUUGGGAUAGUCGUUGGUCUUGCUUUGAUCAUUGGGUUUGUGCGGUCAGAGAAUGCCCGAUCCAAGCUUCGCUCUGAGCUUGCAACUACUAUUGCUGCGUUUGCGAGAAUGACGGUGGAGGAUUCUAGAAAGAUCUUGCCUGCUGAGUACUACCCUUCAUGGGUUGUUUUCUCCCAGCGCCAGAAGUUGAAUUGGCUUAAUCUUCAACUCACAAAGAUCUGGCCCUAUGUCAAUGAGGCAGCGUCUGAGUUGAUAAAGACUUCGGUGGAGCCUGUUCUUGAGCAAUAUAGACCAAUUAUACUGUCUUCUCUUAAAUUUUCCAAGUUCACUCUUGGAACUGUUGCACCACAAUUUACAGGAGUUUCUAUUAUUGAAGAUGGUGGAGGAAGUGGCAUUACAAUGGAGUUGGAAAUGAAUUGGGAUGGGAAUCCAAGUAUAGUACUUGAUAUUAAGACUAGACUUGGAGUUUCCUUGCCUGUGCAGGUGAAAGAUAUUGGAUUUACUGGGGUUUUCAGGUUGAUCUUUAAGCCGCUAGUCGAUGAGUUUCCUUGCUUUGGAGCUGUUUCUUAUUCCCUGAGGCAAAAGAAAAAGUUGGAUUUCACACUUAAAGUUGUUGGUGGGGACAUAUCAGCAAUUCCUGGAAUUAGUGAUGCUAUUGAGCGGACAAUACGGGAUGCCGUUGAAGAUUCAAUCACUUGGCCUGUUCGCAAAGUUAUCCCAAUUGUGCCUGGGGACUACAGUGAUCUGGAGUUAAAGCCUGUUGGCACACUGGAAGUGAAGCUUGUGCAAGCAAAGGAGUUGACAAACAAAGACAUAAUUGGAAAAUCAGAUCCCUAUGCUGAAUUAUGCAUUCGUCCUCUGCGUGACAGAACAAAAACCAGUAAAAUUAUUAACAAUGAUCUGAGUCCAAUCUGGAAUGAACACUUUGAAUUCAUUGUUGAAGAUGAAUCCACUCAACACUUGGUGGUAAAGAUCUUUGAUGACGAAGGGCCACUGCAGGCAUCUGAGCUCAUUGGAUGUGCUCAAGUGCCGCUAAGGGAGCUUCAGCCCGGUAAAGUGAAGGAUGUGUGGUUGAAGCUAGUUAAAGAUUUGGAGGUCCAUAGGGAUAAUAAAAGCAGGGGACAGGUUCACUUGGAGCUUUUGUACUAUCCGUUUGGCAUGGGGAAUGGCUUUACCAACCCCUUUGCUCCCAGCUAUUCGAUGACCUCCUUGGAGAAGGUUCUUAAAAGUGGAGCUGAUGGGAUGGAAGUUACUGAAAAUGGAAAAUCAGUCACACGAAGGAGAAGGGAUGUGAUUAUUAGAGGAGUUCUUUCUGUAACUAUUAUAUCUGCUGAAGAUUUGCCUGUGGUAGAUUUUAUGGGAAAGGCUGAUCCCUAUGUUGUCCUCACAAUGAAGAAAUCAGAAACAAGGAACAAAACCAGGGUUGUGAAUGACAGUUUGAACCCUGUUUGGAACCAAACCUUUGACUUUGUUGUUGAGGAUGGACUACAUGAUAUGUUGAUUGUUGAAGUUUGGGAUCAUGACACAUUUGGCAAGGACUAUAUGGGAAGAUGCAUCCUGACAUUGACAAGGGUUAUUCUGGAAGGAGAGUACAGAGACCAGUUUCCACUUGAUGGGGCUAAAUCUGGAACAUUACAUCUGAACCUCAAGUGGAUGCCACAACCUAUCUACCGUGAUUCCUGAACAAAUCCUUGUUUAAAUAGCAGAUUAGUGGCACUUUGCAGGCAGCCUGAGGCUCUUUUUAAACCCACAGAAUAGAUCCAUAAAGAGAAACAUCACUAGCUUUCACUUAAAGUGCAUAUUUAGUUAUCAAUAAAUUUUGCACUAUGUAUAUGUGAGAGCAAACCCUUAGUGUACAUAACUAUUUUUUCAAGAAUAGGCAACAAGUCAAGUAUUUGAGAGGGCAGAUCAACACCAAUUGGGUAGUCUCGUGAGCUGCGGACACCCUUUACGUCAAUUUCUUAUGCGGGGUAGGGGGCAGAAAUGUUGCAAGGUAUCAUCUGAUUUUUUGACCGUUUUGUAAUGCUUUUUAUAUACUGCAGUUUAUGCAAUAUUCUCAAUAUCAUUUCAUUCGCUAUUCUAUCAAUAAUCUUUUUAAAACUA
This is a messenger RNA of Jatropha curcas, 2440 nucleotides long. The record is from RefSeq and is a predicted model, not a curated record. Lineage: Eukaryota; Viridiplantae; Streptophyta; Magnoliopsida; Malpighiales; Euphorbiaceae.